AUGGUGUUUCCAGCUCAGUCUUUUGGGGCUCUGUGGGAAUUCACCUUCAAGCUAAGGAAAUUCUCGUUGUCCCAAUUUACAGGUCUUGGACUGAACGAGGAAGUGCAACCGAGCAUGGAAUCUAGCACAAAGUUCAAUGACGUGAAGGGUGUCGACGAGGCUAAAGCAGAGCUAGAAGAAAUCGUUCAUUAUCUUCGAGAUCCUAAGGUAUUCGUAAUUUUGGAUCACACUUCAUUUAUACUGUAGCGCAGUAAAUCUGGAUUCUUACCAGGGUUGGACGCUCUGAUCAUCUUGUCCAUAUAAUCAAGCUUCUAAGCUAGUUCUGCGGGCUUGGGCAGACUCAUAUGAUCUGACCUUGGUUUCCUGGUCUUCUGAGUCAUGGUCUGUGUGGGGUUCGAUCAAUUUGGUCUCCUCAUGGCAGGACCUGGCUCAGGGAAUCCGGCCCUGUAUAGAGAGAGACUCCUGUUGUCUUAGAGAAGUCUCUAUGAUUCAACCUAACUCGUGGGGUCAAGCCUUCUCACUGACGCUUUCCUUCUCUGCAUUAUCAGUAUUUUCCUCUUCCCGGUCACCUUCUCCCACACAUGAUGGUUUCUGCCACAUUUUUUGUUGUUGUACUGCACUCCCCCUCGCCCAACUGCCACCUUCCUCCUUUGUCCUCAUCAAGUAUAACUGAGCUGAUCGCCACCAUCACCUCCUCCCCAUCCAUGUCUUUUGAGGUUUAUUCAACUUGAACGACAUCCAUAUGUGAAGCCAUUCGCUCCUUGUUAUAGUCAUGACUUAAUGACUAGCUUGUACUGAAAAGCUGAUUCCACUCCCACGCUCCCUUGCUUCUUUUAGUUCUGUUGAUGCGGAAGACGGGGUUAGUCAUGAUAAUAUCCUUAAUCAGGUUGACUCCCGAUCUCUGCUUCUCUCUUUUUCAUAUUUUACUUUGUUUCUAAAAGUGCUGGAAUUGGGUGAACCUCAUCAGAUUGGACGUCCUUGACACUAUGACAUCCUAAAUAAAUUUCCCUGUUUCAUGCUUACUGAAUUUCGGAAUGCCUUUUAUUCCAAAGGUUAAAUUAAAUUAAAAAAUCAAUCAUUUCGGAAGUAGAUAUCCGCUCUCAAUCUCUUUGGCAUUUAUGUGAAUAAAUUUUUUCUUUGACAUCAGAACAAAUUUCUAGCAAGAAGUUUUUGAGAACUUUUUAUGAGCUGUAGUGGAGGAAAUCUUGGUUAAGCUCGCAUAUGAUUUCCAUAUCAUCCCUGAAAUGUAGAAUGAGAGCUGAUGGCUGUUCUUGAUCUGUGCACAUCUCAUUUUAAGGUAAUGUGCGCAAUGAAACCUAUACUGUCCGCUUACGUGCCUAGAUUAGUCUAACGUCAUAAGAUGUAAAAUGAAGUACCGUGGUUAAAUAAAUGGACCUCUCUGUUCAAUGCUGCUUAGCUUUGAGUUGGUUGGCUCUGCAACUCCAUGGAUCCCUCUCUAGAUGAUGCUAUUAGUUGUGGUAUGCAAUGAACAUGGUCUGGAGUAGAGUUUCUUCACCUGUCAGAUUGUUCUUUCUUAGAGAGAAAAUAAAUAAAUAUCUGAUAUAUCAAUGAUUUCCAAUAAUUAUAAUCAUUAAUAAAAUAUGUUCCUUUCCCAGAAUUUUUUUUUUUGGGUGAAAAAUUAUCUGUAAUCAUGUAUUAUUAUCAUGUCUGGUGGAACUUGACCUUGUUGAAGUAUUCCUUCUGUGUGGAAGAAUGAAGUUGGAUGACAAUUUGUGGGUCCCACUAAUGAUCCUGUUCCACUCAUAUGAUCAUCGAUUAUAUUUGCCUUUAUCAACUUCAAACAGGAUGAUGAUAUUUGGAAGCUUGGUAUAGGAUAUCAAAUAUUAAUAAUAUUUUUAUUUAUUCACUGUCUCUCUUAUUUUCACUGCAUCAGCGGUUCACGCGCCUGGGGGGCAAGCUCCCGAAGGGUGUGCUGCUCGUGGGCCCACCCGGUACAGGGAAGACCAUGCUGGCGAGGGCGAUCGCGGGGGAGGCGGGGGUUCCCUUCUUCUCCUGCAGCGGUAGCGAGUUCGAGGAGAUGUUUGUGGGCGUGGGGGCCCGUCGAGUGAGGGACCUCUUCUCGGCCGCCAAGAAGAGAUCCCCCUGCAUCAUCUUCAUCGACGAGAUCGACGCCAUCGGCGGGAGCCGCAACCCAAAAGACCAGCAGUACAUGAAGAUGACCCUCAACCAGCUGCUCGUCGAGCUUGAUGGCUUCAAGCAGAACGAGGGCAUCAUCGUGAUUGCUGCCACCAACUUCCCUGAGUCCCUUGACAAGGCCCUGGUCCGCCCCGGCCGUUUCGACCGCCACAUUGUCGUCCCCAACCCUGACGUCGAGGGCCGUCGGCAAAUCCUCGAGUCCCACAUGUCCAAGGUACAAUUUUCAAAGGCCACCAGCCUGUGGUUCCACCCAUUUUUUCAUCUAGAUAGAUAGAUAGAGAGAUCUAGAGAGAGAGAGAGAGGGAGAGAGUGAGUGUGAUCUUGUUUUUUGGGUGCAGGUGUUGAAGGGGGAUGACGUGGACUUGAUGAUAAUUGCGCGGGGGACCCCGGGGUUCUCGGGGGCGGACCUGGCAAACCUGGUGAACAUAGCGGCACUGAAGGCGGCGAUGGACGGGGCCAAGGCAGUGACCAUGGAGGACCUGGAGUACGCCAAGGACAAGAUCAUGAUGGGCAGCGAGCGCAAGUCGGCGGUGAUCUCUGACGAGUCGCGGCGGCUCACGGCGUACCACGAGGGCGGCCACGCCCUCGUCGCUAUCCACACCGACGGCGCCCUCCCUGUGCACAAGGCCACCAUCGUACCCCGCGGCAUGGCCCUCGGCAUGGUCGCCCAGCUCCCCGACAAAGACGAGACCAGCGUCUCCAAGCGCCAGAUGCUCGCCCGCCUCGACGUCUGCAUGGGCGGCCGCGUUGCAGAAGAACUCAUCUUCGGCGAGAACGAGAUCACCUCCGGCGCCUCCUCCGACCUCCAGCAGGCCACCUCGCUCGCCCGCGCCAUGGUCACCAAGUACGGCAUGAGUCGAGAGGUUGGCGUGGUUGCCCACAACUAUGACGACAAUGGGAAGAGCAUGAGCACCGAUACGCGCUUGCUCAUCGAGAAGGAGGUGAGGGAGUUCCUGGAGAGGGCAUAUGGGAAUGCCAAGUCCAUCUUGACCACACAUAACAAGGAGCUCCAUGCGCUUGCUGGCGCACUUUUGGAGCACGAGACCCUCACCGGAAACCAGAUCAAGGCCCUCCUUGUGCAGGUCAGCGGUACCGCCGAGCAGCAGCAGCAGCAACAGCAGCAGCAGCAGCGGCGGCCGGAGGAGGAGCCGGCGGCCGCCAUGCAGGGCCCGCCAUCGGUGGCGUCGGCUGCUGCUGCCGCCGCCGCCUCGGCUGCGGCCAAGGCGAAGGGUGUGGCCCAGCCGGUGGUCGGGUCUUAG
Messenger RNA from Spirodela intermedia, 3416 nucleotides. NCBI's taxonomy places the organism in Eukaryota, Viridiplantae, Streptophyta, Magnoliopsida, Alismatales, Araceae. The record is from the annotation of a GenBank genome assembly.